Messenger RNA from Emiliania huxleyi CCMP1516, 1827 nucleotides. RefSeq names its product succinate-semialdehyde dehydrogenase [NAD(P)]. Bases 32 to 1561 code for a protein of 509 amino acids. Gene Ontology annotation, molecular function: oxidoreductase activity, acting on the aldehyde or oxo group of donors, NAD or NADP as acceptor. The transcript has 2 exons. NCBI's taxonomy places the organism in Eukaryota, Haptophyta, Isochrysidales, Noelaerhabdaceae. The record is from RefSeq and is a predicted model, not a curated record.
GCGGCCGCGUCCUUCUGCAUACAUCCAUCCAAUGCUCUCCCUCCCUUCCCGCGCCGCCCGCUCGCUCGCCGCCCGCUCGAGCGCGAGGUGGCUGGCCACCGCCGCCGCUGCGCCGCCGCUCUCGGCGGACGCGCAGGAGGUCGCCGCGCUCGUCGCGCGCUCGCGCGCGGCGCAGGCGCAGAUCGCAGACUACAGCCAGCAGCAGGUCGACGACCUCAUCACGGCGAUGGUGUGGUCCAUCGCGCAGGAGGACGUUGCGAAGCGGAUCGCGCAGCACACCGUCGACGAGACGCAGCUCGGCAAUUACGACGGAAAGUACCUCAAGAUCUUUCGCAAGACCCGCGCCGCGCUGAUGGACAUCAUCGACGACAAGUCGGUCGGCGUGAUCGAGGAGCUGCCCGAGCGCGGCGUGGUCAAGAUCGCCAAGCCGGUCGGAGUGAUCGGCGCGCUGUCGCCCUCGACCAACCCGGAGGCCACCCCGGUCAUCAAGUCCAUCGCCGCCGUCAAGGGCCGCAACUCCAUCAUCAUCGCGCCGCACCCGCGGGCGCAAAAGACCAACGCGCUCAUCGUGGAGCUGAUGCGCGGCGCGCUGGUGCGGAUGGGAGCGCCGGCCGACCUGGUCAUCGGCAUCGACAACCCGUCGGUCGCCAAGACCAACGACCUCAUGCAGCAGGCGGACCGGGUGCUCGCGACGGGCGGCGGCGCGAUGGUCAAGGCGGCCUACUCGAGCGGCACUCCCGCGCUGGGCGUCGGGGCGGGCAACGCGGUGGUGACGGUGGACGAGAGCGCCGACCUGGACGACGCGGCGGACAAGAUCGCGCUGAGCAAGACGCUCGACCUCGCCGCCUCCUGCUCGUCGGACAACUCGGUCGUGCUGGUGGGCAGCACGUACGAGCCGAUGAUCGCGAAGCUGCAGGCGCGCGGCGGCGUCGUGCUGCGCGGCGCGGAGAAGGCCAAGCUGCAGGCCGCCCUCUGGAAGGACGGCCACCUCAACUCGAAGCUGGUUGCGCAGAGCGCCGACAACAUCGCGCGCAUCGCGGGCUUCGAGGUGCCCGACGGCGCGCGCUUCUUCAUCGUGCCCGAGGACGGGUACGGGCCGGCGCACCCCUUUAGCGGCGAGAAGAUGACGGUGACGAUGGCGCUCUACCACGCGCCCGACAUGGACGCCGCCAUCGCCCUCACCAACGGCAUCCAGGCGUACCAGGGGCAGGGCCACUCGUGCGGCAUCUACUCGACCAACGACGAGCACAUCCUGAGGCUCGCGCUCGAGACGAAGACGAGCCGCGUGCUCGUCAACCAGCCGCAGGCCGCCUCCAACUCGGGCAACCUGUGGAACGGCCUGCGGCAGACCUUCUCGCUCGGCUGCGGCUCGUGGGGAGGCACCUCCAUCUCGCACAACAUCACGUGGCAGGACCUGGUCAACACGACGUACCUCUCCCGCCCCCUGGCCGUGCCGAAGGAGCUCACCGCCGACGAGGACCUCUUUGGCCGCGUCAAGGACAAGUUUGGCAUAGAGCAGACCUCCGAGCGGCUGAUUGCGGCGGCGGCGCCUGCCCGCUGAAGGCAGCCGCUAAGUUCCUACUACUACUCUCUCUUUCUCUCUCUCCUCACUUGCACUUGCGGGCUCUGGGCUUUGCAGGCCUGAGCCUCCCCCCGGCGUGCCGCUGCCUCGCGCGUGCCGGUGGCCGCCCAGACGCCAGAGCCGGACGCUGCUCUGUGCUCUCGCCCCAGGGCCAGGCGCCCCGCACCCGCGUACGGGUACUACGCUCCGACCCUGUGGAGUCCUGAUAAUUUAUCUUCAUGAACAUUUCGAAACACGAAACAGAA